AUGCCCGAAUACUUCCAGGAUCAAGCCGCGGUGCAAAAACCUCUUCUAUCCCCCGGUAGUGAACACGCUCCUUCGGUGUUGGCUGUAGAUGCGAACCCGCGGGGAGAUGAUUCGGGACCAGAGACGACAGUGGAUGACAGCGAUGAGCAAAAGAAGGGGGUUCUGGCAUUCUUCAAAACUAAAGAAUUCUAUAUAACUCUGCUGCUGGGACAAAUCCUAGCAAUCACAAACACUGCAACCGGGACCUUCAGUACGCUCCUCGCGGAUCGAGGAACGUCGAUUCCUGCAUUCCAGACCUUGCUAAACUACACGCUUUUAAAUCUUAUCUUUACCUCCUACACACUUUACCGGUACGGCAUCAAGGGCUGGUUCCAGAUGGUGUUGAAACAUGGCUGGAAGUACAUAAUCUUGGCUUUUUGCGACGUGGAGGGCAACUAUUUCGUGGUCCUAGCAUAUCGCUAUACAACCAUGCUCAGCGCCCAGUUGAUCAACUUCUGGGCUAUCGCGGUGGUUGUAGUCGUUUCUUUCCUAUUCUUGCACGUCCGCUACCAUGUUUCCCAGGUCCUGGGGAUCCUGGUGUGCAUUGGUGGGAUGGGCGUCUUGAUCGCGUCUGAUCAUAUCACAGGUACCAACGGUGGCGAAGUUCCGCGCGGCGAUCAGAUCAAAGGCGAUCUCUUCGCCCUGCUGGGCGCCACCUUUUACGGGUUGGCGAACACGGGAGAGGAAUAUUUUGUCAGUACACGGCCGGUGUAUGAAGUGCUCGGUCAGAUGGCAUUCUUUGGUAUGCUCAUCAAUGGCACUCAGGCAGGAAUCUUUGACCGGGAAUCGUUCCGUAAUGCCGUCUGGGACGGCAAGGCGGGCGGUUACCUGGCUGGGUUCACUCUAUGUUUGACGCUGUUUUACUGCCUUGUGCCGCUUUUUUUUCGUCUCGCGUCCGCGGCGUUCUUCAACAUCUCGCUACUGACGAUGAACUUUUGGGGGGUGGUUAUUGGCGUCAAAGUGUUUCACUACACCAUCCACUGGAUGUACCCGAUUGCCUUUGUGCUCAUUAUCGUGGGUCAGCUCAUCUACUACCUGGGCCGCCGGGUGCUCGGUGAAGCCCGGAAGCCUUGGCUUGGUCAAAACCAGGAACACGGGGUGGCUGGUCUCUUUACCGCCAAGCGGAAAAUCAACUACCAGACUAUGUCGAGUGAUUAUCCGAGCGAUUGUGGUCCUAUCCUAGGCAGUUCUAGCGGUGUUUCGGUGUGA
This is a messenger RNA of Aspergillus ochraceoroseus IBT 24754, 1248 nucleotides long. RefSeq names its product DUF914 domain membrane protein. Bases 1 to 1248 code for a protein of 415 amino acids. Lineage: Eukaryota; Fungi; Ascomycota; Eurotiomycetes; Eurotiales; Aspergillaceae. Gene Ontology annotation, molecular function: transmembrane transporter activity. Gene Ontology annotation, cellular component: membrane. The record is from RefSeq and is a predicted model, not a curated record. Gene Ontology annotation, biological process: transmembrane transport. The transcript is spliced from 3 exons.